Messenger RNA from Coprinopsis cinerea okayama7#130, 887 nucleotides. RefSeq names its product short-chain dehydrogenase/reductase SDR. The transcript is spliced from 4 exons. Gene Ontology annotation, molecular function: oxidoreductase activity. The record is from RefSeq and is a predicted model, not a curated record. Bases 1 to 777 code for a protein of 258 amino acids. NCBI's taxonomy places the organism in Eukaryota, Fungi, Basidiomycota, Agaricomycetes, Agaricales, Psathyrellaceae.
AUGGCCAAAAUACUGGACGGCAAGAUUGCAAUCAUUACUGGAGCUUCGUCAGGUAUUGGUCUCGCGACCGCCAAAGCUUUCCUCGACGCUGGUGCUUCAGUGCUAGGCGUCGACCUCUCCCCCGCACCCUCAUCCAUCACAAGCGAAGCCUUUGCUUUCCAUCAAGUAGAUCUCACCCUCCCCGCCGCUGCAUCCGCCAUCGUCGCCGCUGUCCGAUCCAGCUUCCCCGAAACCCAACGCAUCGACAUCCUCGUUAACAACGCCGGAAUCAUGGACUAUAACGCAGGUGUCGCCGCUGUAACUGACGAAACAUGGGACAAGCUUAUCGCGGUCAACGUGACUGCACCUGUGAAGUUGAUGAGGGAGGUUGUGAAUGUGAUGAAGGAGCAGGGAGGGGGGAGUAUUGUGAAUGUAGCGAGUAAGGCCGGAUUGAGUGGUGCGGCUGCCGGUGUUGCGUAUACUGCGAGCAAGCAUGCGUUGCUUGGUGUGACCAAGAAUACAGCGUGGUUGUACAAAGACGAGGGUAUUCGGUGUAAUGCCGUCUGUCCUGGAGCUGUGACCACGAACAUUGUUGCCAAUAUCGACCGAAGUAAAUUCGAUAUUCCAUCGUUCUUGAAAAUGAAACCCGUGCUUGAUACCCAUGUCAACAUGGAGACUAAUGAAGGAUCUGCCCCGCCGGAACGGUGUGCUCAAGCUAUUCUCUUCCUCGCUUCUGACCUUAGCACUGGUAUCACUGGUGCAAUUUUGCCUGUUGACAAUGGAUGGAGUGUCAUCUAAAUGCAGUGAUUUAUGGGCAUACCCGAGGCAUUGACUUUACAGAAUGGACUUUCGACGCGUGUAAAUGUACUGUACUAUAUUUCCUGGCCUUCAGUAGACGAUGUGAUAUC